UUCCCCUCCCUGCUGCUGCCUGUCAGAGCUUCUCGGGGGAUAUUACAGGGGCUUCAGUCUGGAGCUCAAAGCACAAAGUCAUCCAGUGUAAUGAACUUCUGGAAACCUUUUCCUUUUUGUGCCAUUCACUUUGUGAGAGCCAGAGACUGCCUCCUCUGACGCUUCUUCCCCCCCCCCCCAUAUUUUCCAGGCUGUGAUCUCUCCUAGCUGCACUGAGGCACUCAGCACAGAAUCCAGCUCACACAUCCUACCUUCUCCUUUCAUUGCUGCUGGUAUUAUUUUUCUUCUAGGACAAUAAUAGCGAGCCCCCGUCUAAACCAUUUGGGUUCUCCUCGGCUCCGGGAAGGAUUUUCUUGCAGCACCAACAAACCGCAGCAAACUUGUCUCUGUCUCAAGAAACCUUCUCAAGAAGCUACCAGAGCUAGGAAGAGACGCGAGGAUGUGUCGAUUCCCAACGGGCAAGGACUUCUGACUGCUUGGGAAACACCUGUCACUGAGAGAGAAAACCAAGAAAGGGGAGAACAGAGAUCUCCCCAAAGCAGCAAGACUUUAGCCAGAGUUAGCGAUUUCCAAAGGGAUUCGAGCAUGAGCAAACCGGCAGGAUCAACAAGUCGUAUAUUAGACAUCCCUUGUAAAGUGUGUGGGGACCGCAGCUCCGGCAAGCACUAUGGGGUUUACGCUUGCGAUGGAUGCUCAGGAUUUUUCAAACGAAGCAUCAGGAGGAACAGGACGUACGUCUGCAAAUCUGGAAAUCAGGGAGGUUGCCCCGUGGAUAAAACACACAGGAAUCAAUGCAGGGCGUGUCGACUGAAGAAAUGCUUGGAAGUCAACAUGAACAAAGACGCUGUGCAACACGAAAGAGGUCCAAGAACAUCCACAAUAAGGAAGCAAGUCGCGCUGUAUUUCAGAGGACACAAGGAAGAAAAUGGAGCUACACCUCACUUUCCCUCAGCAGCUUUACCUGCUCCGGCCUUCUUUACUGCUGUCACGCAGCUGGAACCCCACAAUCUAGAGCUGGCUGCUGUAUCUACGACCCCCGAGCGGCAGACGUUGGUGGGCCUGGCACAACCAACUCCAAAGUAUCCACACGAAGUCAAUGGUACACCUAUGUACCUCUAUGAAGUGGCCACUGAAUCUGUUUGUGAAUCUGCCGCCAGGCUUCUCUUUAUGAGUAUCAAAUGGGCCAAGAGCGUUCCAGCCUUUUCCACUCUGUCGUUACAAGAUCAGCUGAUGCUUUUGGAAGAUGCUUGGAGAGAACUGUUUGUUCUAGGAAUAGCACAAUGGGCCAUUCCAGUUGAUGCUAACACUCUACUGGCUGUAUCUGGCAUGAAUGGUGACAAUACAGAUUCUCAGAAGCUGAAUAAAAUUAUUUCAGAAAUACAGGCUUUACAGGAGGUUGUGGCUAGAUUUAGACAACUUCGGCUAGAUGCUACUGAAUUUGCCUGUCUCAAAUGCAUUGUCACUUUUAAAGCUGUACCUACACACAGUGGUUCUGAACUGAGAAGUUUUCGAAAUGCUGCCGCCAUUGCAGCUCUUCAGGAUGAAGCUCAGCUCACUCUGAACAGUUACAUCCACACCAGGUACCCCACACAACCCUGCCGUUUUGGAAAACUCUUAUUGCUUUUGCCAGCUUUACGUUCAAUUAGUCCCUCUACAAUAGAAGAAGUGUUUUUUAAAAAAACCAUUGGGAAUGUGCCAAUUACAAGACUGCUUUCAGAUAUGUACAAAUCCAGUGAUAUAUAAACCACCUUAAAAACAAUCAAUCAAGACGGACAGUUUGAUAAGAACUUAUCUAUGGAGAAUAAGCCUCAACUAACAAAAUCUACAGGAAGUAUAAGCCUGGGAAUGUUUAACUUUUAAAUUCAUUGAGAAAUUU
Chelonoidis abingdonii (Abingdon island giant tortoise) is the source of this 1876-nucleotide messenger RNA. RefSeq names its product nuclear receptor subfamily 2 group E member 1 (gene NR2E1). Lineage: Eukaryota; Metazoa; Chordata; Testudines; Testudinidae. Gene Ontology annotation, molecular function: zinc ion binding; sequence-specific DNA binding; DNA-binding transcription factor activity. The record is from RefSeq and is a predicted model, not a curated record. Gene Ontology annotation, biological process: regulation of DNA-templated transcription.